Messenger RNA from Neolamprologus brichardi, 835 nucleotides. NCBI's taxonomy places the organism in Eukaryota, Metazoa, Chordata, Actinopteri, Cichliformes, Cichlidae. The record is from RefSeq and is a predicted model, not a curated record.
AUGGAUACCCGUAAGGAAAGCAAGGUAAGAAGACAACCCAUGAAACCCAAAACGACGAAGCCAAAGGAGAAGAAAUACAAAUCUGGUAGGUUUACUAGACGGAAAUCGCUUCGAUCUUUUGGGAAUUUCAUGGGAAGGAUCCUUAAAACUUUGGGCACUUUAGCGCACUUUGGCGACGCGGAACAGCAGGACGCAGAAGACGACGACGGCGGUUUCGGGCAAAGCGCGUCGGGUGGUUUUAAAGAUAACUGUUCGCAGAUCUCCAGGGAAGGAACCGUAAAGAAGAGCUCCACGGUUUCGUCCAUUCACGGCUCGGUGAAAGACAGGCUGUCGUGGUGCUACGGCGACAAGACCCCGGGAGUGCUGGGACUGAAGAACCACGGCAACACCUGUUUCAUGAACGCCGUGGUUCAGUGCCUCAGCAACACGGACCUCCUCGCCGAAUACCUCGGGUUGGAGCAGUAUAAGUCGGAUAUUUGCCUCCAGAGGGUGAACGGGGAGUUGAGAGGAGCGGAGUCGCAGACCGCCAGGGGAGAGGUGACAGAGCAGCUGGCGUCGCUGGUUCGAGCGCUUUGGACGCUGGAGUACACGCCGCAGCUGUCUGUGGAGUUCAAGAGCAUUGUGGCCAAAUAUGCAUCUCAGUUUCGUGGAAACUCUCAGCAUGAUGCCCUCGAGUUCCUCCUCUGGCUUUUAGAUAGAGUUCAUGAAGAUGCCAAUUCCAGCCCUGACAACAACAACAGCAGCACCAAGACCAAAGCCAAUGCCAAGGUAAGUCUGCGUCACCGGUUUUUACUCAUCCGCCUUGUCUGGUUUGAAAUCAUUGUUUGUUAUUCAG